This is a messenger RNA of Miscanthus lutarioriparius, 681 nucleotides long. NCBI's taxonomy places the organism in Eukaryota, Viridiplantae, Streptophyta, Magnoliopsida, Poales, Poaceae. The record is from the annotation of a GenBank genome assembly.
AUGCUCAACUUGUACCCAAGGCAACAGCUCCAGGCGAGGAACGCCGCCGUCGGCGGCGGAGACAAGGGCGUCGAUGAGCUCGACGGCGGCUACAACCCCUUCUACGGCAUUGCCGUCGUGUGCCUGUCCAUCUUCCUCUUCUGCGUGCUCGCCGCCUCCGUCACCAUCUGGAAGGCGCUCGCCGUCGCUGCUCUGGCCGCGCUGCUGCUCGGCGUCGGCGGCUGCUUCGCUCCCAAGGGGUGGUUCCGUCGGUCAACAACAGGGCGGGGCCGGGGCGCGAGCGCAAGCGCGGAGCUGGUUGUCACGGUCAGGGCAACAGCCGGCCCCGCGCGGCCAGGCUACGCGUGUGCUCAAGUAGUGGACGCGCCGCCGGCGUUCGCGUUCCAGUGCAGCCCGAUAAAGGCCGACGACGGCUGGUCUGAACCGGCAGCGGCGGCUGCAAGCAGCAGCGUCGUGUGCUCGGUGUGCCUGGAGGACGUCCGCGGCGGCGAGAUGGUGCGGCAGGUGCCGGCGUGCAGGCACAUAUUCCACGUGGGCUGCAUCGACAUGUGGCUCCACUCGCACGGGAAGUGCCCGAUGUGCCGCUGCGUGGUUUCGCCGCCGUUCAAAGCAGUGACAACAUCGAGAGCUGCGGCUGAGGCACCAGAGUCGUCAGCUGAUGAUGAGUUGCCGCCGGUGUAA